Messenger RNA from Anopheles maculipalpis, 1283 nucleotides. RefSeq names its product phospholipase B1, membrane-associated-like. NCBI's taxonomy places the organism in Eukaryota, Metazoa, Arthropoda, Insecta, Diptera, Culicidae. The coding region runs from base 1 to 1275 and encodes 424 amino acids. Gene Ontology annotation, biological process: phospholipid metabolic process. Gene Ontology annotation, molecular function: glycerophospholipase activity. The transcript has 4 exons. The record is from RefSeq and is a predicted model, not a curated record.
AUGGCACCGGUCUCGGCAAGGACACUCACGCUUUCACUAUGCGGUACCGCAACAUUGCUGCUCGCACUGUCCACCACCGUUGGAUCCGUUGCCGGUCAGGCACUCAUAACACCGCUCGAUUCGCCCGUGCUCGCGACCAAAUACCGCGGACUGCGCGAGAUCAUGUUCAACUUUAUCGGGCAAACGGGCAACAAUAAGAACAAGUUCCUGUUCAAUCUGAAGAAGGGGAAAGUACAAAAACAGUUCGGUCCGGACGAUCCGUUCUUCUGCAAUACGACCGGUAUGCGGAGCGAGACGGUGCCAACUUCCGUGGAUAAAUUGCGACCGGGAGAUAUCGAUAUUGUCGGUGCGAUCGGGGACUCGCUGACGGCGGGUAAUGGUGCGAUGGCCACCAACAUUUUGGAGGUGUUGAUCGAAAACAAGGGCUUAUCGUGGAGCAUCGGAGGUCAGGGCACGUGGAGACAGUUUCUUACGCUGCCCAACAUACUGAAGGAGUUUAAUCCAAAGCUGUACGGUUACCCGACGAAGGAUGGGCUGUCGACGCGCAAGUCCUCGCUGUUCAACGCAGCGGAAGGUGGAGCGAUGUCGCAGGACAUUCCCUACCAGGCACGGAAUCUCGUCAAACGGAUGCUGUCCGACCGGAGGGUAGAUAUCGCAAACCACUGGAAGAUGAUCACGCUCAUGAUCGGCGGUAAUGACUUCUGUGCCGAGAUCUGCUACAUGCCCACGCCGGAAAAGAUACUGCAAUAUCACGAGAAAAACAUCGUCAGUGCGUUGCGUACUUUCCGCGACUAUCUACCACGAACCUUCGUUAAUCUGGCCGCAAGUCCAAAGGUGGACAUCUUGGCCCAGUUCAAGAACAAACCCCAGGAAUGCGUUUCCAUGCACGUCGUCGAAUGUCCGUGCCUGUUGGCGACACGGUUCCGCAAACAACGCCAGCGGUACGUGAAGCUGAUCGAGGACUGGAACAUGCUGCAGAUGGAUAUUGCCACACGGGAGGAGUUUCACAACCGGCCCGACUUUGCCGUCGUUUACCAACCGUUCACCAUGAAUCUCACCUUCCCGGAGACACCGAACGGUGAUACGGACUUUACCUACAUGUCGCUGGACUGCUUUCAUCUCAGCCAGAAAGGGUAUGCGUUGGCCUCGAACGCACUGUGGAAUAACAUGCUAGAACCGGUUGGGGGUAAAUCGAUGAACUGGGAGCGAGAGUUCACGCUGUUCAAGUGUCCUAGCGCGGACAUGCCGUACCUGCGGACGCCCGGAAAUAGUUAGGACACCGU